This is a messenger RNA of Coregonus clupeaformis (lake whitefish), 1801 nucleotides long. RefSeq names its product ubiquitin-conjugating enzyme E2 D4. Lineage: Eukaryota; Metazoa; Chordata; Actinopteri; Salmoniformes; Salmonidae. Gene Ontology annotation, biological process: ubiquitin-dependent protein catabolic process; protein polyubiquitination. The transcript has 7 exons. Gene Ontology annotation, cellular component: nucleus. Bases 318 to 761 code for a protein of 147 amino acids. The record is from RefSeq and is a predicted model, not a curated record. Gene Ontology annotation, molecular function: ubiquitin conjugating enzyme activity.
AUGGUUAGAAGGGAUACAGCUUUUAUCAAAUUAACGUCAAAAGUUAUAAUUUGGGGCGUUUUCGCUAACCCUACCCUAAUUCUCAUAAACUCAUACGUUAAUUCUCCAAACCUGCUGCGUAACUAAGUUCUCCUAACCUGCUACGAAAAGUCAAAUCCGACAAAAACUGUAUCCCAUCUAGUCAAAACCAACAAAAAGCGGAAACAAAAGAAAUCAUACAUUUCUAGAAACACAUUUUGGUGAGCUGAGCAGAGAUACAGGCAUACAACUGACAGCUUUCAGUGUUAACGCCAUACACCUAACGCAGGAGGGCUGACAUGGCUUUGAAAAGAAUACAGAAGGAGCUACAUGACUUGCAAAGGGACCCUCCUGCUCAAUGCUCAGCCGGACCAGUUGGAGAGGACUUGUUUCAUUGGCAAGCCACAAUCAUGGGACCUACUGACAGCCCAUAUCAGGGAGGAGUGUUCUUCCUCACCAUCCACUUCCCAACAGACUAUCCCUUCAAACCACCAAAGGUAGCCUUCACAACGAAAAUCUAUCACCCAAACAUAAACAGUAAUGGUAGCAUCUGUCUGGACAUUCUGAGGUCACAGUGGUCCCCAGCACUUACAGUUUCGAAAGUUUUAUUGUCCAUAUGCUCUUUGCUAUGUGACCCAAACCCAGAUGACCCCCUAGUCCCAGACAUAGCACACAUCUACAAGCAGGACAAAGAAAAGUACAACAGAUUAGCAAGAGAUUGGACUCAAAAGUAUGCAAUGUAAAGGACUGACGUUUGAGACAACGGAAAAGGCUUAAGCAAAUUAACUUCCUGGACACUUCUGAAAACAGUACUGUUGCCACCCCUCAUCCACACUGGUUCAAGAAGAAGUGUUGUAUAUGGGAAGCACUUUCUAUGCCCAAAUUAACUGGUUUUAUGCUUUGAAGUCAUUAUUUUCCUUUUGUUUGACAUUCCCAAUGUUAUAUAACUUAUUAUUCAGUUAUUGCUGAGAUGGCCCAUAAAAAAAACAGACCAAUUAUGAAUCCAUCCCCCCCUCCAUCUUAUAGGUAGAAAAUGUUUUCUCCUUUUAGAGAUUUUUAUUGUAUAGUAUAAAGCUAUACUGAAUCUAUUUUUAUUAUUUUCCAUUAAAAAGUUAAACCAAAAAAUAGAUCCUGUCUUUAUUGUUAUCCUAGAGAUACCUAUCGAUAUAUUUUAGAUCUACACAAGUGCCUGGAGGUUUGGGCUAGGGCUUUUUCCUUUUUUUUCAGGGUAGUAGUAUUCAGAAAUUCUUCCCAUUACAUUUUGUAUUUCACCACUAGAUGACAGCAUUUACCUCCUCCCAUACUACACAGGAGCACGGCUCAAUUGAAUGCAAAUUCGAAAUAGGGCUAUAAUCUGGCAGGUUACACCAAUGGAUUACACCGUUACCUUGUUUUUCUAAAAUCAAUACCUCCACAGUUAAUGGUGUUGUAUUUUUUUCUUUAAACUUCAGCUACUGUCAGGUUUAAUUAUUUGACAGGGCGUUCUGACUUUUCAGAGGCUCUCGGCGGUCAUGUCUAGAUGGCAUACGGGUUUUGUCAAAUUGAUGUAAAAAAGGUAUUAUAGCUAACCGUAACCCUUUUCCUAAUUGAAGUAAUUAUCCUAACCUGCUACGUGAAAUCUAUUAACCUGCUAUGUUAAUUCUCCUGCUACGAAAAGUCAAUUUUGACCAAAGCUGUAUCCCAUCUAGACAAAACCGCUCUAGGCCUAGGUAAGGAUAAAAGUUAACCUAUGAACUUCAACAUCUGAAUUAAAGCCUAAUGAUAAAAGAGAUGCAUAAUAUUU